Molecule: messenger RNA, 741 nt
Organism: Ordospora colligata OC4
Lineage: Eukaryota; Fungi; Microsporidia; Ordosporidae
Exons: 1
Coding region: 1-741 (246 amino acids)
Source: RefSeq, a predicted model, not a curated record
AUGCAAAUAAAGCUUGAGGAGGCUCUUCAGCAGGAGUAUGAUGGAUAUUUGAAUAACUGCAAAGACAUUUCAUGCAAUGCAGGGCUUAAUAACUCUACAAUAUGUUUUGUACCGAAUCAACACGAUCUGUCUGGAGAGAAAGUUGAAGUGUUUAAUAUUGAUCUUACAGCUGAUGAGAUGUGCCUGGUUGAUGGGUACUUCUUAUUGUACAGAAACGGAGCCAUCAGAAUAUAUAGAUAUGACACGAAAUUUAAAUGUGUAAAGGUCAGAAAGAUAGAGUCGCAUCUCUUGAUUUUCCUAAUAAAACGAGGAAGGAUAAACAAGCAAUGUAGGUUUCUAUUUUACAAUGUGCUCUUGAAUUUGAUUAAAAGCAAUGAAAAGAAGUAUGAUCAGAAACUGAAUGAUAUUAUGUGCAGCAUGUGUGUUGACUGGAUUACAAGCAUAAAGUUUGGUAUGAAUGGAGAGAUUUUGUGUGUAUACAGGAAUAGAGAGAGCAGAGUGUUCAAUGCAAAACUGCAGGUCAUAUCGUCUACAGGAUUUUCAUUUGUAAAGGAUUCGAAUGUUGUUGAGAGCAGAGAGCAGACAGUAACUGUAAAAAAGAAUGGAUUAGAAAUAACUCGCAAAGACAGAUCGUUCAAGAAUGUACUAGCGAUUAAUGAAAUAAAGCAGCAUUCUGCAAUAGCAGAUAUUCUUUUUCUGCUCACCAAUAAUGGCAUAAAGGCGUUGAGAUUUGGAAAGUAA